Molecule: messenger RNA, 1747 nt
Organism: Coffea eugenioides
Lineage: Eukaryota; Viridiplantae; Streptophyta; Magnoliopsida; Gentianales; Rubiaceae
Exons: 2
Coding region: 364-1545 (393 amino acids)
Source: RefSeq, a predicted model, not a curated record
AAAUAUAAGCUGCUGAUUCCGGGUAACUUUCCUGGAAUCAAUGAGGAAAUUGUAUCUGCAAACAGAUUUAGCACUGGUCAGCUUGUUGACUGGUUAGCUAACUUGUUCAACUUUUCCAGGUUGGUUGAUUUCUAACCUAUCUUUGCAAUUAGGAUAUUAUUUUGUCAAGUGUGAACUUCCUUGGUUGCAUACUGAAGAUUCUAAAUGUUCCCACCUUAUCCGUAUGUAGACAUACAUAUAGGGACAGAGAAGCUUAUCCUCUUGUAGAUAUCCAUAUAGAGACAGAGAAGGAUAUGGUAUUUGCAAAUAAACAUCAAUAAAUAGACUAACACAGGAGGAUUGGGGAAGAAGAUUUUGGGAAAAAUGUAUGUUGCAAGGCCACUUUCUGAGUACACAAAGAAUCCAGAUACACUUUCAUUACCCCCGGAGGGUCCAAAUUCGGGAUACUUGGUAAUUCAAGAUGAAGAAUCGGAGACAUAUUCUUGUUUUGGAUUGUGCAAGAAUCGAAUCGUCAGGGAUCUGCCGUUUCCUCAGAACAAGGGCUUGACAGUUCAGUACGUACAAGGUAGUGGUGAGUCCCAAGAUGUUUCCCUUGAUGAUGCUGUCUUCAUUCCAGUUCUCAACCUUCCUUUGUCUUCGAAUCGCUACUAUGUCAUCAAGCCACAUGGAAAUCACAAAGGGAAAGCCGUGACUUGUUCUAGAGAAGAAGACAAGACCACCUGCUGUUUCUGCCGUUGUGUUAAAGAUAUUAAACCAAGGCCAUUUGAUCCAAAAAACAUUUACCAACAAUUUGAGGUUUUUGUUUAUGAAGCAGCUUGCGUUGGCAGGGGUUACUUUUAUGCUAAAUCUGUUGCCCCUGAUGGUUUUCCUCCCUCUUUCUUGAGAAGAAAAGGGUGGUCAGUUCACACAAAAACUCCAAAACACUAUGAAUUAGACGAAGCUCCUGGUCUCAAUGCUGCUCUACGAGCCCGCCUUCCUGAAUUCAGUGUACUACCAUCGUAUAAGAGUUCUGAAGCAGUUGUAGUAGGCAAAUGGUAUAGCCCUUUUCUGUUUAUCAAAGAUGGGAUAGUGAAAGAUCAGAUGAAAAGAUCAAUGUUUUAUCAGGUGACUUUGGAGCAAAAGUGGGAGCAGGUAUAUUCAACACAGAAUAUCUAUCAUGAGGCGAAGUCUGUGUCCAUAGAUGUCACCAUUGAUCGAGAAGCUGUCUACAUUGCUGGCAACAAAGCUGUGUGGGAUGAGAAAAAUGUUGUUGAAGGAACAAUAUGGUUUAAGAGUUUUGGGAGAGCUGGAGAGGAAGCGACAGUUGGUCUGAGCAUAGAAUUAGUUCAAAGGAUGAAAUGGGAGCAAGAAAGAGCUGGAUGGCUAGGUGGGAACGAAAGGCAAGUGAGGGUGGAACGGAUAGAAUACUCUGGAGAAAAGGGUGAGUGGAGAGAAUUUGGAUGUUUUGUUUUGGUUGAGAGUUUUGUGUUUAAGAGAAUGGAUGGAAGUUUGCUAAUGACAUAUGAUUUCAAACACCCUCACCAGAUCAAGUGCACAUGGGAUUGAGUCUCUUCACUGUUGCAUUUGUAAACGUUCUAUUACCAUAGACUUAUCCUAGAUUUUGGUUUGUUUUCUUGAUUUGCGUUGGUCUCAUCCUUAAUUUUGGUUUGUUUUCUCCACACACUGCUUGUAAGACAAAAAAUCCGUAAAUAUAUAUGUAAGUAUGUGGUUAUUGAGGUCCAUAUAAAAUGUCAGUAUUUCAAGGUUA